Molecule: messenger RNA, 933 nt
Organism: Oryzias melastigma (Indian medaka)
Lineage: Eukaryota; Metazoa; Chordata; Actinopteri; Beloniformes; Adrianichthyidae
Product: gastrula zinc finger protein XlCGF17.1-like
Exons: 1
Source: RefSeq, a predicted model, not a curated record
CCAGAACCUCCACAGAUUAAAGAUGAACAGGAAGAACCUCUACGGUUCAGAUAUAACAUAAAAACUCACCUAGGAGCGAAGCCUUUUUCAUGUAAAGAAUGUGAUAAAAAUUUCAAUCAAAAGUCUUACCUAAAAAGACACAUGAAAAUUCACACACGUGAAAAGCCUUUUUCUUGUAAAAAAUGUGACAAAAUUUUUAACUAUGCAUUUCAUCUCAAAACACACAUGAUAAUUCACAUAGGUGAAAAGUCGUUUUCUUGUAAACACUGUGAUAAAAGUUUUAGUAAUUUAUCUACUCUCAAAUCACACACGAUAACUCACACAGGAGAGAAGCCCUUUUUAUGUAAAGAAUGUGAUAAGGGUUUUAAAUAUAAAUCAACUCUCAAAAGGCACAUGAGAACUCACACAGGAGAGAAGCCCUUUUUAUGUAAAGACUGUGAUACAAGUUUUAAACAUAGAUCUACUCUCAUAAGACACAUGAGAACUCACACAGGAGAGAAGCCCUUUUUAUGUAAAAAAUGUGAUAAGAGAUUUAGACAAGAAUCUUAUUUAAAAAAACACACGAGAACUCACACAGGAGAAAAGCCUUUUUUGUGUAAGGAAUGUGAUAAGAGAUUUAGACAAAAAUCUCAUAUAGAAAAACACAUGAGAACUCACACAGGAGAAAAGCCUUUUUUGUGUAAACAAUGUGAUAAACGUUUUAGUCAAAUAUCUAAUCUCAAAAAACACAUGAGAACUCACACAGGAGAAAAGCCUUUUUUGUGUAAAGAAUGUGAUAAGAGAUUUAGACAAGAAUCUCAUAUAAAAAAACACAUGAGAACUCACACAGGAGAAAAGCCUUUUUUGUGUAAAGAAUGUGACAAAACUUUUAGUUGUGUAUCUACUCUCAAAAGACACAUGAUGAAUCACAGGAGAAAAUCCUUUUUUGCCUAA